CUAUUGUGCGCAUAUCUUAUAGUAUACUGUUUGAGGUUGCCCAGCACUGUUGGCGUCCCAGUGAAGGGCCCCGACGAGUUACCCCCGACGUUUCGUCAGCAUCGCCGGGCUCGGGGAGGGUGCUGCGGGCGGCGUGUGUGCGGCUAGGGCCCCCAAACCGCUGAUAUGGACCCUAGGGCACCUUAGCGAACACUAUUGGUGGCGUUGGGGCCCGGAUGUGUGUUUGGGGAUCACACGCACGCAGAACAUGUCUUGGCGCGAGCAUGCGUCCGAUGGAACGCUUCUGAGUCGCCUGACAAUAGUCAGAAUACCUUCCAAGGCAUAUAGGAUGUAUUUCAAGCUGUAACAGAGCUUUAAAUCUACUCAGCCACCGCAGGCGCAGGGUGGCCGAAAUUCGGUCGGUCGGCCAGAAUCCGGCCAUCGCCGACCAGUCCCAGGCGCGCACGGUCUUGCCCAGCUUGAUGAUACAUGAAUACUCAGUACAAAAGUAUUGAUAUACAGACAGGCGGCUGCAUCUAACGUGUGCCCCAGCGCCUUCUGGCCGAAGUGGCCGAACAUAGGCACCUGCCGAGCUACGGGCAUCAGAAAUGAACAUAUCAAGCUUAUUUUCAUCGUAUCUAGGCUACAUAUAAUGGGCAAUUGCGCGAGCUCGGUGGCGCUUGAGGACAAGCCUGGGGCGCAGGCACAGACACCUGCGCUCUCGAAGGUGGCCCCAGCAAACGGCAUUGGGGAGAAAGCGCUAGUGGUGGGUAACAGCGAUGUUGGCACUGAAAAAGACCAACAGGCUCGGGACUUUCUGGGACCCCCGCGCCCCAAGUCGUCCCCCAGCACCAGCGCUUCGACAGCCCUCACUCGCCUCAGCGGCGCCGCGAUGCCCCCCGACGGCCGCAACCUCGUCCUCAUUGUUUGGGACAUCGAGAACGUGCGUCUGCCGCUCUCCACUGCGCCCGGGUUGACCCCCAAGAACGUCGUGCGGUAUCUGAAGAAGCACUUCAUCUACGGCCCCGGCCGCACCGAGUUCCGGACCGUGGCGGCGCUGACGGAGCGCAGCCUGGGCCGCAUCCGGCGCGACCACCCCUCCUUCGUGGAGCAGGUGGUGCCGGACCUCACGCUGCUGCUGGCGUCGGCGGUGCACCAGAAGCGCAACGCGGACGUGGUGCUGAAAAAGGAGCUGCACCACUUUGUGACUGAGCACGCGCACCUGGCGCGCAGCUGCCCGGGCCAGCUGUCCAUUGUGCUCAUCAGCGGCGAUGAGGACUUCCUAGAGGGUGUGCAGGGCGCCCUUGCGGCGGGCUUCUCAGUGGAACUAGUCACACACGACACCGCGAGCGGAGCGUUGCUGGCGCAGGGCUACGCGCGGCCGCCCACGCUGUGGAGCCGCUUCCUGCGUGACGCCAGCGGCGUGGCAGACGUGGUGUUGCCGUACGGCGAUGAGCAGAUGGCGGGCGUGCUGGGGCCGCGGUCCGUGGUGCUGGCGGGCUUCGGGCCGCGCCGAGGCGGCGAGGCGGCGCGCGCGCAGGCGGCGCGACUGCUGCGGGCGGCCGUGGCAGCGCUGCAAGCGUCGGGCACGGGCGUAGGGGGAUCCAAUGGUGGUGCGCAUUGCAGCAGUGCCGGUGGCGCUGGGACUGGCGGUGGUGGCGGCGCCGGGGGUGGGGGCGCGGCUCCGCUGCCAGCGAUAACGUUGGUGGAGCCGUCGUUCGGCGCUUUCAGCGGCUCGUGUGUGCUGCUGUUGACGCCGCGGGAUGGCGACGACGCGGCAGCGCUGGCGGAGUGCCUGCGCGCCGUGCAGCUGCCGCCUGGGUCCAGUGCACCCGCAGCAAGCGCCGCCACGGGCCCUGCAAGCGCAGCAGCAGGGGCAGGCCCCUCUGGUAACCCGGGGCCGGUGGCACUGCUGCCUGGAGAUCAGCGCCUGGCUGUGUUUGAGGCACGGCGCAUGCUGUGCCUACAGCUGCACGCCGAUGAGCUGUGGGUCCCAAACCAGGGCGGGCACCAGGUACACGGAGCGGCGGCUUCGGAGCUAGUGGCAGCGGGUGCGGAGGACGAAGCGGCAGCGGCUGAAGGUGCCGGGUAUGGUGCCGGAGGGGAGGACGCAGCGUUAGGGGAAGCUGCUGGUGGCGACGGGGGAGGCGGGGCCUCGUUCAGCGCUGCAGCGUCAGGGCGGGGCCUCCACGACCGCCUUGCGGACGCGUGUAACGCGCUGGCAGGGGUACUCGGCAGCUACCGCCUGCCGCGCCGCCCCGGGGGCUCCCCAAGCAAGCAUACGCAUCAGCACCAGCAGCACCCGCAAGGCUUGCAGGUGCUGUGCCGCUUCACGCGGGUGCCCGCUCCUGGCGAGCAGUGCUUGACGCUGCUAGCGGCGGCUGCAGAUGAGGCGGCGGACCUGCUAGCGGCUAUGUCACAUCUGCAAGCCGCCACCGCGCCGCAGCUGAGGCGGCAGCACGGCGUGACGCUGACGGCUCAGUUGUUGUUCUCGGCUGAGGAAGUGGCGGCAGCGGCUGAGGCUGCGGCAGCGCGGGCCGCGGCGGGGCUGACGGGGGUGGCGGCAGGGGGUCUAGGGAAUGCAGGGGUGCUGGAAGCUGUGGAGCAGCAGCACCAGCAGGCGCCGCGGCAUCGACUGCCGUCGCUUGCAUUCACGCCGCAGCAGCCGCUUCCCGCUGGCCAGGCGGGGCCACCGCCAGCUGUGCAGCAGGCGGCAGCUGGGGCGGCAGGGGUGCCGCCGCCAGCGGGUGCGGGGCAGCCCGCGCUGCCGCCAGGCAUGCACGCGGUGCAGCAGGCAGCAGUACCGCAGAGUCAGGACAAUGAGGAUGAGGAUGAAGGCCACGACAAGAAGGGCAAGAAGAAGAAAAAGAGAAAGAACAAAAAGAAGAGGCAUAAGAACAAGGUGGUGCCGCUGUGAGGAUUUGACAAAUGGAGCUUCGUAGUGCGCUCGCUCGGUGUGUUAGCACGUUCGGACUGUUGGGUGCGGAUGUGCACACAGGCACCAUCCCUCGCACAUUUGUGAAUACUAAAUAAUUGUAUGCUUAAGAUGCACUGAAUGAUGGAUGUAUUUAUCGGGAAGUAUUCUUGUCAGGCAUGUUAGAUGUGCUGCAGGUGUGUGCAAAAUGCGGACGGCGCCUGACUCAAUAACGGGCAGCUCUGCCUGCAAAUGGUGAUUCCGUUUGGUGGCUGGCGUGCCCGCGACAUCCAAGUGUCCAAGGACCUGGCGGCGGCGGCGGCGGUGGCGCAGGACCUGGCGGCGGCGGCAGCGGCGGCGCAGGGCCCGGCGGCGGUGCAGGGCCUGGGCUCAGCAGCGACGGCGUGCAUGUGCGUAGCAGAGAGGCCAGGCAAGGCCACGUGGAGGAGGAGAGCACGGCAACGGCGUGCAUGUUGAGACCUGCCGGUGUCUGAUUUGCGGUCUUUGCUGGCGAGCAUAGCGUGGCAGUGUAUGUGGCGGAUACAUUAAAGUUGGGUUUGUUGCCUGCUCCCCUGCUGUGCUUAUGCUUGACAGCGGGACGUGGCUGGACACAUGGCGGGCGGUGCCUGUACAAACCGCCCCCAGUUAAGUCUGGGAGGUGAGGUGGUUUCGGAGCCUGCGGCCUCAGACAUUGUACCAACAUGGCAUUGGUGCAGCCCACUUUGCCCCUAAA
Molecule: messenger RNA, 3626 nt
Organism: Chlamydomonas reinhardtii
Lineage: Eukaryota; Viridiplantae; Chlorophyta; Chlorophyceae; Chlamydomonadales; Chlamydomonadaceae
Exons: 5
Coding region: 632-2896 (754 amino acids)
Source: RefSeq, a predicted model, not a curated record